GCGGGCUCCAGCUCCCGGGCUGAGAAGAGACAAGCCGGUGGGGGAGGGUCGAGCUUUUCUUUUUCGGUGGCGCUCCCUCCCUCCCCCGGCUGAGAAGAUGUUAUGGCCGAGCUGGCGGAGAAGGGCAGCGGCUGCCUAGGGACGGCGGGCGGGCGGCAGCAGCAGGAUGGGGGGGCGGUGGAUGGCGGGGGGCCGGAGGAGGAGGCGGCGGCGGCCGGGGCCGCUAACCCCCCUAACUACGAGGACUACGAGUGCAAGAUCUGCUACAAUUACUUCGACCUGGAGCGGCGCGCGCCCAAGCUGCUGGAGUGCCUGCACACCUUCUGCCAGGAGUGCCUGAGCCAGCUGCACCUGCGGGCCGCCCAGCGCCCCCCGCCCGCGCAGCCCGGCCCGCCCGGCGCCGCGCCAUGGCGAGCCGGGGCCAGCGGCACCAUCUGCUGCCCGGUGUGCCGCCACCGCACCGCCCUGCCCGACCAGCGCGUGCACAGCCUGCCCGUCAACACCAAGCUGGCCGAGGCCUUCCCCCUGCAGCUGCGGGCCCGCGACCCGCUGCCCCAGGACAGCCUGCCGCCCGCGCCGCGCCCCGCCGCCGGCCCCCAGCCGCGCCCCGCGCCCCACGAGGCGGGCCCAGCCCCGCGGCCGCAGCGCCCCGGCCCGCGCUCCUCGGGCGGGGGCUACGAGAGCUGCCAGAGCUGCAAGCGGGCGGCGCUGAGCGCGGGCUGCGUGUGCGUGGUGUUCUCCUUCCUCUCCAUGGUGGUGCUGCUCUUUACCGGCCUCAUCUUCGUCAACCAGUACGGGGGGGAGCCGGGGCCCGGCAGCCCGGCCUCGCCCUCCCCCUCCCCCGUGGGGCCCAUCUGCCUCUCGGUCGCCAGCAUCCUCGCCCUCUUCUCCGUCGUGGUCACCUGGCUCAUCUGCUGGCUCAAGUACCGACCCGAGGCGGGGGCCGGGGCGGCCCCCGGGAGCGGGACCCCCAGGGGGCAGGCUGCUGCUGCUGGCGGCAGGAGGAGCCACACGUAGCGCUGGGGCCGCGGCCGCCUGUUGCCGCAGCCGCCGCCGCCUGAGGCUGGGUGGGCCCCCCGGGUGCGGGGAAGCGGGGGCCCUGCGGG
This is a messenger RNA of Malaclemys terrapin pileata, 1106 nucleotides long. It is a transcript of the gene RNF228, whose product is annotated as RING finger protein 223. Lineage: Eukaryota; Metazoa; Chordata; Testudines; Emydidae. The record is from RefSeq and is a predicted model, not a curated record. Gene Ontology annotation, biological process: protein ubiquitination. The coding region runs from base 103 to 1017 and encodes 304 amino acids. The transcript has a single exon. Gene Ontology annotation, molecular function: ubiquitin protein ligase activity.